GGCCUGAAGGGGCUGAAGAGUAAAGCGGCAAGGGCAGAUGCUUCAACGAAUGGGAAAAAGAACACAACAAUCCAGGAUUCGCAUGUGGUCACCCACCAUACUACUAACUGGCCGGCGUGUGGCUUAAGUACGGCUGAGCGGACGGGAAGCCCUGUUCUCCACACCCUAUGGUCGUAUGUACUUGGAAACCAACUCAAAACAAAAUAUAUGAUCGUCUGCUUCGGUACCAUCGUAUUUUCAGCCGCCUACCCCGUAUGUCAAGUAGGAUGUCCUGAGGUAUUCAUCGCGUGCUAUUCGGCAGCAGGAUAUGUCUUGGGAGCAACUGCGGGUGCAAUGGUACCAGCCACCAAUAUUGCUUGCAACGCGAGUUUUGGAAAGUCCCAGGGAGCUUGCGUGUUGGUGCUUCUAUGA
This is a messenger RNA of Penicillium daleae, 411 nucleotides long. The record is from RefSeq and is a predicted model, not a curated record. Lineage: Eukaryota; Fungi; Ascomycota; Eurotiomycetes; Eurotiales; Aspergillaceae.